AUGACAUCAACGAAAAUAUCUGAUCUAUCAUGGUAUCAUGAUUUUCCACCAUUUUUUACUCUUCAACCAAAUUUUGAUACACGUCGUAAACAACUCGAUGCUUGGUGUUCACUUAUAUUAGAUUAUUGUCGUUUGAAAAAAGUUUGUACAUUUGAUGUAAAUGAUGCUAGUAAAUUUUCACCAUUUAUCAAUGCAAAAAUUAAUCGUCAAUUAGAUAAUAAUUUUAUUCAAAUUUUACUUGAAGAAUUACGUAGUCGAGGUAAUAUUGAAUGGGAAGAUAAAAAUAAACGACGUUGUUUAAUAUUAUGGAAAUCACUUGAAGAAUGGGCUAAAACAGUUUAUCAAUGGAUUACAUCACGAGGUAUGAAUGGAACUGUUUGUACAUUCUAUGAAUUAUUACAUGGUGAUGAUACACGUUCAGCUGAAUUUCAUAAUAUUGAUUCAAAACUUUUUCAUCGUAUUUUAUUUGAACUUGAAAAACGUGGUCAAGCUACUAUAUUUUCAGAAAAUGGUGCUGAUGGCAUGGUUGACGAAGUAACAAAAAAAACUUUAUCAAACAUUCCAUUAUUAAAAACAAAAGCUAGUCCACGUGAUGGUGAACAAUGGCGACAAAGACUUAAAGAAGAACUUCAAUCAUUAAUACAAUAUGUUAAAAAUAAUAAGGAUGCUGAUAAUGAUUGGUUUCGUCUUGAAUCAAAUCAAGAAGGAACUCGUUGGUGGGGAAAAGCAUGGACAAUACAAGAUAUGUUACGUUAUGAAUUUGAUAUUGAAUUUGAUAUACCAGUUACAUAUCCAAUGACAGCUCCUGAAAUUGCAAUACCAGAUCUUGAUGGAAAAACAGCAAAAAUGUAUCGAGGAGGAAAAAUUUGUAUGACUGAUCAUUUUCAACCAUUAUGGGCUCGAAAUGUACCACGUUUUGGUAUUGCACAUGCAUUAGCUCUUGGUCUUGGUCCUUGGUUGGCUGUUGAAAUACCUGAUUUAAUUGCUCGUGGUGUUGUCGUACAUAAAGAAAAAGCAACAGCUAGUGGUGAUAGUAUAUCAUCAACAAAAUAA
Messenger RNA from Rotaria sp. Silwood1, 1053 nucleotides. NCBI's taxonomy places the organism in Eukaryota, Metazoa, Rotifera, Eurotatoria, Philodinida, Philodinidae. The record is from the annotation of a GenBank genome assembly.